Molecule: messenger RNA, 2072 nt
Organism: Cannabis sativa
Lineage: Eukaryota; Viridiplantae; Streptophyta; Magnoliopsida; Rosales; Cannabaceae
Product: glycosyltransferase BC10
Exons: 3
Coding region: 731-1891 (386 amino acids)
Cellular component (GO): membrane
Molecular function (GO): glycosyltransferase activity
Source: RefSeq, a predicted model, not a curated record
UUCAACUUAUAUUUAGAGAAGAAACUAGAAAAUGACUAUUUGACAUAACAGAGGAUCAGUUGAUGGGAGGACACUUGUACAAAGAACAAACCGCUAAACCAAAGUAAUAAUAAAACUUAAAAAAGCAUUGAAUAAAAUUUCCAAAGAGAAACAGUAAUGCGGAGGCGAUGUGAUGUAAAGCACAAGCUUUCCCCUACCCCAAAACCCAAGCCAAACAAAAAACAAAACAAGGAAAGGAAAGCAAGAGACAAAGCCAACCAAACCAACCCAAAGUCCUAGGUCUUAGGUCUUUUCACCACCAUUCCAAAAAAAAACAUUACAUGCAUCAUUCUCGCUUGCUUUACUUAAUUAUAAAGAAGAAGAAAUAAAUUCGCUCUUUCCGACUAACCAAAUCCUUGGAAUGGUUUCCCCUUUCAAAAAAACUCCAUCUUGUAUGGAAAACCGGCGCUAUCCAUGAAAUUUAAGAAAUUUGUUUUGUGACCCCAGUUUCAUUUUCAUUUUCCUCCCUUAAUCCAUCUACUUUCUACUGAUCGCUAAUCCAACUUUUGCUUCACGUUUUUUCUACCUCAAAUCACAAUGAGUGCUUUUCCAUGCUGCGUUUGAACAGUUGUAGAGAUUUUCGUAACAUAAAAGGGUUUUUUUUUUCUUUUUCUUUUACCUUUGUUCCUUGUUCUAUGUUCCGUAUGUAAUAAGAUUCAUAGGUUGGAUUUCAUUUAGGAUUGAAACUAAGAUGGCUGUAGAGGAAGGCAAGGACUUGGGCGUUACACUGAGAAUCAACCCCUCUAGGCUGUUCCCUCUGAGGCUUCUUCAGUUUUUCUUGGUGUUUUUAGCCUUGGGACUUGGGCUUUCAGUUUUUAGUAUGUUUACAGUUCGGUAUUUAAAAGUUCAGAAUUUUGUUCCAGUAACACAAACCAUAUUAGAACAGCUUCCGGUAAAGCAUUGUUAUGAAGAGCCACAUAGUUUGGAAAGUUGGAUCCGACCACCCUCAAAACUGAUGCAUACUAUGAAUGACUCAGAACUAUUAUGGAGGGCUUCUCUUGCUCCUCGAAUCAAGACUUAUCCUUUCAAAAGAGUUCCCAAGAUUGCUUUCAUGUUCUUGACAAAAGGACCAUUGCCAAUGGCACCUCUUUGGGAGCGAUUCUUCAAGGGUCAUGAAGGGCUUUACUCGAUUUACGUCCAUUCUAUGCCAUCUUACGAGCCCCAUUUUCCACCUUCAUCAGUGUUCUAUCAGAGGCAAAUCCCAAGCCAGGUAGCUGAGUGGGGAAGAAUGAGUAUGUGCACGGCUGAGAGGAGACUCCUCGCUAAUGCAUUGCUUGAUAUAUCAAACGAAUGGUUUAUUCUUCUUUCAGAGGCAUGCAUUCCUCUAAACAACUUCAGCAUUGUCUAUCGCUACAUAUCAAGAUCCCGUUACAGUUUCAUGGGUUCAUUUGAUGAAGAUGGACCUUAUGGAAGAGGGCGUUAUAACGAGAACAUGGCACCUGAGGUAAACUUAAGUGAUUGGCGUAAAGGGUCUCAAUGGUUUGAGAUUAAUCGGAUGCUUGCUGUAAGAAUUGUUGAAGAUACAACCUACUUUCCCAAGUUCAAUGAGUUCUGCACACCGGCUUGUUACGUGGAUGAACACUACUUCCAAACAAUGCUGAGCAUCGAAACUCCACAUCUCUUGGCUAACAGGACCCUUACUUAUGUGGACUGGUCCAGGGGUGGUGCUCACCCAGCUACUUUUGGGAAAAAUGAUAUCAAGAAGGAAUUCUUCAAGAAGAUAAGUGAAAGUAAAACAUGCCUUUACAAUAACCAACCUACUACACUAUGUUACCUCUUUGCCAGAAAGUUUGCUCCCAGUGCUUUGGAGCCUCUAUUAGAAUUAGCUUCUGAUGUAUUAGGGAUUUCAUAAAUUCAUCGAUUUUUGUGUUAUUUUUGUUCUUCUCAAGUGCUGAUCAGAGAUUAUCAGAAUUUUGAUACAAGCUAACCCAGAUUAUGUUAAUGUCAAAGCUUAUUACAUAUACAAAAUUGGAACCCACAGUUAACAUUCUAGUGAAACUUCCUGGUAUAAAAAUAUUAUUUUAGAUUCUUAA